AUGGUAGUAACGCAGGAUGAAAAACAGUUGGAAAAUACAACAGAAUCAGACAUGGUGCAAUACAAGCUUUAUUACUUCAACGGGCGUGGAAAUGGCGAGUGUGCACGACAGAUAUUUGCUGUUGCUGGCCAUGAGUACGAAGACAUCCGUCUCACUAAGGAAGAGUUUGCACCAAUGAAACCUAAUCUGCCAUUUGGACAAGUUCCCGUACUGGAAGUGGACGGUAAGCAGCUCGCACAGUCCCAAGCAAUCUGUCGCUUCCUCGCCAGGCAGUGGGGUCUAUCCGGUAGCAACGCUUUCGAAGAAGCGUUAGUGGACUCACUGGGUGAUCAGUACACUGACUAUCGCGUUGAAGUCAAACCGUACAUCUAUACCGCACUCGGAUUCAUGCAGGCUGGAGAUCUUGAGAAAUUAAAGAAGGAAGUUAUGAUGCCUGGGCGUGACAAGUUCCUUGGCUUCCUGACCAAAUUCCUCAAGAACAACAAGACGAAGUCUGGCUACCUUGUCGGCGACCAUCUGACUUGGGUGGAUCUGCUAAUUUCGGAACAUAUGGCAGACAUGAGCGCAAGGAUCCCAGAGUUUUUGGACGGAUUUCCAGAGGUGAAGGCUCACAUGGAACUUGUGCGAUCAAAUCCGAAACUGAAGAAGUGGAUUGAAACUCGUCCAGACACUCCGUUUUGAUUAAGAGAUAUUUUUUGCGUGUUGAUUUUCCCAAUUUCACUCAUUGACCGCUUUGUGACCAUUAGCUGUUAAGUUUGUUUUGCACACCUGACCGGUAAAUCUAUGAAAUUUUUGUGAAGUUACGACAUGUGAUUGACGAAC
Cylicocyclus nassatus is the source of this 822-nucleotide messenger RNA. The record is from the annotation of a GenBank genome assembly. NCBI's taxonomy places the organism in Eukaryota, Metazoa, Nematoda, Chromadorea, Rhabditida, Strongylidae.